This is a messenger RNA of Symbiodinium sp. CCMP2592, 2652 nucleotides long. NCBI's taxonomy places the organism in Eukaryota, Dinophyceae, Suessiales, Symbiodiniaceae. The record is from the annotation of a GenBank genome assembly.
AUGACCGAGCGCCGCAUCGACCCGGAGGACGGAGUCGCGUACACGUGGGAGGAGUUCUCGGAAUACUACGCCGGGAAGUACAAGAAGAAGGUCAUUGCCUCCUACUGGGAGGAGUGCGAAAUCAAGAAGGGUAAGAAGAAGGCGAAGGCGCCCGCGGCCCCAGCACCAAAGCCCAAGGCGAAGGCCAAGGUGAAGGCCGAGAAGAAGGCGGAGCCUCCAGCGCCAAAGGCCAAAGCCAAGGCGAAGGUGAAGGCCAAGGCUAAGGCCAAGGAUGCUCCGGAGGCAAAGUCUGCCGGCAACUUCAAGGUGUGCGUCUGUGGCGGCUCCGGUGGAAUUGGACAGCCGCUUUCGAUGCUUAUGGCCCUCGACCCCAAUGUCAAGGAGCUGUGCAUCUUCGACGUCAGCGUUGCCAUGGUGCCACCUGCGGGCGUCGCAGCGGACCUGGGCCACUUGGAGAGGAAGAGCGAAGUGAAAGGCUAUGUCAUGGAGGUCGGCUCGAAACCGAUCGACAACCUCAAGGAGUGCCUCGAGGGCUGCCACCUGGUCCUCGUCCCGGCUGGCAUGCCCAGGAAGCCUGGAAUGACCCGCGAUGACCUCUUCAAGGUGAACGCGGACAUUGCCAAAGGCAUUGUGGAAGCUUGCGCAAAGUACUGUCCGGAUGCCAUGUUGGGAAUGGUCGUCAACCCGGUGAACUCGAUCGUGCCUGCUAUGGCCGAGCUGUACAAGAAGAAAGGCUUGGAUCCGCUGAAGAUCGUGGGCAUCACGACCCUGGACGUGGUGAGGGCCAACAAGUUCGUUGGCGAGAUCACGGGGAAGAAUCCCAACUACAUCAGCGUGCCCGUGGUCGGCGGCCAUGCUGGCGUCACGAUCCUCCCUCUCUUCUCGCAGGACAAGGUCUGGCUCGCCGGCCUUGCUCUGACCUUCACGCCUGGGCCCUCGAGCGGGUCUCCACAGAGCCCGCGCACCCUUCGCCAUGCCGAGCGCAGCGUUGUGAGCGGCAUCCAGGGUGAGGAGAAGUUCGAUGGUAUCCUUGAUGAGAUUGCCGCCGCGGCCGAAGCGGAGGAUGAGGCGAGAGGGCCUGAAGAAGAGCCGGAGGAAGACAGCUGGGCUUGGAUCAAGGAAUCCUUCGGUUGGCUCUUGGUCGUCGACGUCUUUACCCUGAUCGCGCUGUCAGGUUGGCUCGUCGCGGGGUUUACAGUCAAAUCGCUGCUCAACUACACGCCCCUCCUAGAUGCCUUCUUGGACCUUUGGGACCCCUGGAUUCAGAGCCUCCUGGGCAUCUUCUUUGCCGCGCGCUUGUCCGCGAGCGUCUUCCAAUGGCUCAUGAACGGUUCCAGAGGUUCUCACCUGGAAGAUCCUGCCGGAGCCCGAAAGAACUUCAAGAGGCUAAACGCCUUCUCCCUGCCCGGCAGCCACGGUUUAGAGCUUGGCUUUUGUUCCUCUCCGCCCAGCUAUGCCUUCUGUUUCCUGGUGAGAUGCAACUUGCGCUUCGAGGUUUGGGGACAGCCACAAAGGGCAGCUUUUCCGUCCGAAGAGCCCACUACCAAGUUUAUGUCUCCCAACGGCCUGCAAAAGCUAAGCUACCCAGAGGUGGCUAAGACCAUCGAGGCCGGCAAGAUUCCGGACCUGGACAAGCAUGUGCAGGAUGCGGGGACCGAUGUCGUGAACGCCAAGGCAGGCAAGGGCAGUGCCACGCUGUCCAUGGCCUACGCAGGCGCCCGCCUGGGCAAGUCGAUCCUGGCCGGCCUGAUGGGGAAGAAGCGCACGGAGUGCGCCUACGUGAAGUCCGACAUCACAGAUCUGCCGUACUUCGCCUCCAAGGUCCAGUUUGGCGAGAAGGGAGUCACCAAGGUGUUUCCUCUGGGCGAGCUGAACGAGUAUGAGAAGACGCGAUUAGAGGAGGCAAGCACUCAGCGUACACCAACCCCUGCACAGUCCCCCUCCCGGUGCACGGAGAUGCCGGUCAGCCAGUCGGCAGUAGACAACUUGCGUCGCGACAUGGAUCGCCUAACCCAGCCAUUCAGGGCAGUGCUGAUCGGCUUUAUGAUGCUGAAAGAUCUCUAUCUGGCUCUGAAAGAGCAGCGUAAGCUGACCGACUUCCCGAAGCAAGCCAUCCCUCUGCUCCUGACCACUCUCAAGGAUCAGCUUCCUGCCGCACAAUGGUGCGCUCCCCAGUUGUCGCCCGCGGCAGCUGGAGUUAGAACCGAAAUGCAAGGCUCCCUGGAACAGGCUCUAGGACGUGAGGGAGCGGAGAGCCUCACCUCGAUCGUAGUCGGCACCCGCCCUCCUGCCUUGCAAAUCGAAGAGUGCCUGCUCCCCGAGACAGUUGUAGUCUUAUACCCACAAGGUGACGAGGGCUCCGGAAACUUCCUGUUAAGAAUCAAGCCUGAGUUAUCAGGUCUGACAGCUUCGCACAUCCUCAGUAAUGCGGCAGGACCACUUCUACGAGAAGUGGUCAUCGGUUCUGCAAUCGAUCUGAUGAUCUCGUCAGAUACGGGUCGACAUGGCCUUUAUCAGCAAGUGAUGGAGAAGGGCGAACAUUGGUGUCAGAAGUCCAUCCUGGCCGUCGCUGCAGGUGCGGCGGCCAUGGCCUCCACGGCACUUUGGCAGAAGACAGUGACGAAGCGAGUAGGCCGCAGCCAGGACCCCUAG